AUGUCUCGGCGCAAGCAGGCCAAGCCCCAGCACCUCAAGUCGGACGAAGAGCUGCCGCCGCCGGACGGGGCUCCCGAGCACGCCGUCCCCGGGGACGGGGCCGAAGACGGGGACAGCGGGAGCGAGGGCAGGAGCGGGAGCGAGGAGGCGAGCGUGUGUGAGAAGUGCUGCGCGGAGUUCUUCAAGUGGACCGACUUCCUGGAGCACAAGAAGGACUGCACGAGAAACCCGCCCGUGCUGAUCGUGGGCGAAGAUGGGCCGGCCCCCCCGCCCGAGCACUUCCCAGAACCUUCCCCGGCCAGCUCCCCCAGCGACCGGACAGAGAGCGAGGCAGCCGAGGAGGCGGCGCCCGCGGACGGCGCCCAAGGCGGUGAGGCCAGGGCCCCGGAGAAAGAGGAGGAGCCCAUGGAGGCCGAGCCCGCCGCCGGGGACGAGAGCUUCCAGACCCCUGGCCCCGCGCCCGCGGGGAAGCCGCCUCUACCUCAGAUCCCCGAGCCAGCGCCCGUGGCCGCCUACAGCAUGCCAGACACCAACGUGACCUUGGAGACCCUCCUGAGCACCAAGGUGGCCGUGGCCCAGUUCUCCCAGAACGCGAGGGCUGCGGGCAGCGCGGGAUCCGGCGGCGGGGUCACGGCAGUGGCCGUGCCCAUGAUCCUGGAGCAGCUCAUGGCCCUGCAGCAGCAGCAGAUUCACCAGCUGCAGCUCAUCGAGCAGAUCCGCAGCCAGGUGGCCAUGAUGAACCGCCAGCCCCUGCGGCCGCCCCUGAACCCCGGGGCGGCCCCGGCGGCCCCGAGCGGCCCGGUGCCGGCCUCCAGCCAGCUGCAGGGGCUGGCCACCCACUCAGCCCUGCAGCUCUCGGCCGGGGCCCCCCCCACGCCCACGGCUCCGGGCCCCGCUGCCCAGCCGGCCACCUACGAGGGCCCCCAGCCCCUGUCCCAGCCGGCCUCUGGGGCAAACACCCCGCACGUCCCCAGUGGGGGCCCCUCCGUCCCCACCGAGGCGAGCGGGCCGGCGUCCUCCGGCACAGCCCCGGCCUCUACCGUCCCAGCCUUGGCGGCCGGCCCCUCCGGCAGCAGCUCCCAGCCGCAGAACGCCUCGACGCCCCCCGCCCUGGGGCCAGGGCCCCUCCUCAGCUCAGCCCCCAGCCUGCCAACCCCGCUUCUACCUCAGACCUCCGCCAGCAGCGUCAUCUUUCCCAACCCACUGGUCAGCAUCGCGGCCACCGCCAAUGCGCUGGACCCGCUGUCGGCCCUCCUGAAGCACCGCAAGGGCAAGCCCCCAAACGUGUCGGUGUUCGAGCCCAAGGCCAGCGCCGAGGACCCCUUCUUCAAGCACAAGUGCCGAUUCUGUGCGAAGGUGUUCGGCAGCGACAGUGCCCUGCAGAUCCACCUGCGCUCCCACACCGGCGAGAGGCCCUUCAAGUGCAACGUCUGCGGGAACCGCUUCUCCACCAAGGGCAACCUCAAGGUCCACUUUCAGAGGCACAAGGAGAAGUACCCCCACAUCCAGAUGAACCCCUACCCCGUCCCGGAGUACCUAGACAACGUGCCCACCUGUUCCGGCAUCCCCUACGGGAUGUCGCUGCCUCCGGAGAAGCCAGUGACCACCUGGCUGGACAGCAAGCCCGUGUUGCCCACGGUGUCCACAUCGGUCGGGCUGCAGCUCCCGCCCACCAUCCCCGGCGUCGGCGGCUACGCAGACUCCCCCAGCCUCACCCCCGCAAGCCGCUCCCCGCAGCGGCCCUCGCCCGCAUCUAGCGAGUGCACCUCCCUGUCCCCCGGCCUCAACAGCUCUGAGUCCGGCGUCCCGGGGGCAGCCGAGUCCCCCCAGCCAGGGCUCGGCGGCUCUUCUCAGACCAAAACCGAGCCCGUGAGCCUCCCCUGCACGAAUCCCAGGCUGGGGGAGGCCCCCGGGAGCGGGCAGGUCUCUGCCACGUCGGCGGCGGCCGUCCUGACGGAUAGCAGCGCCUCCACGGGCCUGUGCAGCCCGGUCCUUCCGUCCGGCUCGGACCAGUUCAAGGCCAAGUUCCCCUUCGGGGGCCUGCUGGACUCCAUGCAGACGUCUGAGACGUCCAAGCUGCAGCAGCUGGUGGAGAACAUCGACAAGAAGAUGACGGACCCCAACCAGUGCGUCAUCUGCCACCGCGUCCUGAGCUGCCAGAGCGCCCUCAAGAUGCACUACCGGACGCACACGGGGGAGAGGCCCUUCAAGUGCAAGAUCUGCGGGCGCGCCUUUACCACCAAGGGCAACCUGAAGACGCACUUCGGGGUGCACCGGGCCAAGCCGCCGUUGCGCGUGCAGCACUCCUGCCCCAUCUGCCAGAAGAAGUUCACCAACGCCGUGGUCCUGCAGCAGCACAUCCGCAUGCACAUGGGGGGGCAGAUCCCCAACACGCCCCUGCCCGAGGGCUUCCAGGAUGCCAUGGACGCCGAGCUCCCCUAUGACGACAAGGCCGCGGAGGUCCUCAGCGGCUACGACGACGACGCCGACGAGAACUCCAUGGAGGACGAGGCCGAGCUGCGGGAGCCCGCCGGCGACCCGCCCAAGCCGCUGCUGUCCUAUGCGGGGUCCUGCCCGCCCUCGCCGCCCUCCGUCAUCUCCAGCAUCGCCGCCCUGGAGAACCAGAUGAAGAUGAUGGACUCGGUCAUGAGCUGCCCGCAGCUGCCUGCCCUGAAGUCCCUGGAGAACGGGUCCGGGGACAGCGACCGUCUGAGCAACGACUCGUCGUCAGCCGUGGGCGACCUGGAGAGCCGGAGCGCGGGCAGCCCGGCCCUGUCCGAGUCCUCGUCCUCCACACGCGCCCUGUCGCCCAUGAACAGCAACAGCGAGAGCUUGCCCUCCAAGUCCCCGGGCCUCAGCGCCCAGGAGGAGCCCCAGGAGGUGCCACUAAAGACCGAGAGGCCGGACAGCCCGCCCCCUGCCCCCGAAAACGGAGGCGCGCUGGACCUCACGGCGGCCCCGCCCAGCCGGCCGGCCAUCAAGGAGGAGGCCCCCUUUAGCCUGCUGUUCCUGAGCAGAGAACGGGGUAAGUGUGCGGGCACUGUGUGUCGUGUCUGUGGCAAGCCCUUUGCUUGCAGGAGCGCGUUGGAAAUCCACCACCGCAGCCACACUAAGGAGCGCCCGUUUCUCUGUGCGGUCUGCGGGCGCGGGUGCUCCACUAUGGGGAAUUUAAAACAGCACUUACUGACGCACACGUUGAGCGAGCCGCGUUCUCAGUUCUGUGACCCCGACUUUGCCCUAGGUCCCAGCCAAAGCACGGCUAGCCUGGUCGCCGGCCCCGCGCCCGCCAUGAUCAAAAUGGAAGUGAACGGGCACAGCAAAGCCAUCCCGCUGGGCGAGGGCGCGCCGCUGCCGGCCGCGGUCCAGGUGCCCCCGGGGCCCCAGGCGGUGAUGAGCCCCGGCCUCGCGCCCAUGCUGGCCCCCCCGCCGCGCCGCACCCCCAAACAGCACAACUGUCAGUCGUGCGGGAAGACCUUCUCCUCGGCCAGCGCCCUGCAGAUCCACGAGCGCACGCACACCGGAGAGAAGCCCUUCGGCUGCACCAUCUGCGGGAGGGCCUUCACCACGAAGGGCAACCUCAAGGUGCACAUGGGCACGCACAUGUGGAACAACGCCCCUGCGAGGCGCGGCCGCCGCCUGUCCGUGGAAAACCCCAUGGCUCUGCUGGGGGGCGACGCCCUGAAGUUCUCAGAAAUGUUCCAGAAGGAUCUGGCAGCGCGAGCAAUGAACGUUGACCCGAGUUUCUGGAACCAGUAUGCCGCAGCCAUCACCAACGGUCUCGCCAUGAAGAACAACGAGAUCUCCGUCAUCCAGAACGGGGGCAUCCCCCAGCUCCCCGUAAGUCUUGGGGGAAGCGCCCUCCCCCCCUUGGGUUCUCUGGCCGCCGGGAUGGACAAAGUGCGCAGCGGCGGCAGUCCGCCCAUCGUGGGUUUGGACAAAGCCAGCUCCGAAACAGGAGCCAGCCGUCCGUUCACGAGGUUUAUCGAGGAUAACAAGGAGAUCGGAAUUAACUAGCUGUGCUCGGCUCCGUCCCGCGCGCACACCGUCAAGGGCGGCCAUCAGGCUGCGCGGCCUUGGGCCCCGGUUCCCCUGAAAAUGGUCCCCGUAGCAGAAGCCACGUUCCCUGUGCGGCUGCUGGAAGGCUGUCCUGGACACAUGUACUCUUCCCACGCGAGCCUGACUGCUCUGGGGACUCUGCCGGCUGCUCGUAAAUUGAGAUCAAAAAGCGGAGUCCUGUAGGACCGCCUUAGGAACGGAAAGGGCUCACACCCCAUCCACUCGUUCCUCCCAAAACCUGAUAACCCCCGCACGUGGGGGAGGGGUCCCCUGCGUGUCCCAGCGACACUCACUCGAAGGUUUUGUUCGAGUUAGUUAGAAACUUGAACUCGGCUUUUAGACUGUUGAGGAUGUGGUCGUGUUCUCCCAGCGCCGUCUUCUGGCCGUCCCUUUGUCUGUAGUAUUUAUGAGGUUAAGAUUAUGCGGGUAACAGAUAAUGCAGCCCCACCUUUAGAGGAAGCUUUUGUACCGCAGGAUACAUCUGGCUAUGUGAUUUUUUUCUUUUCAAGCAGAAUUUGUUUUACUAUAAAUAAGUGAGUUUUUUCAACGCAGGCAGACUGUACAGUCCCCUGCAGAAGACCGCAUGCUUUCGUGUGCAAGUGCCCGUCAGUGACAAGCCUUUUUUUGUUGUUCUUUUUUGUUCUUUUUUUUUUUUUUUUUCUCUUUUAAUUUAAAUGUUUGUAGCUGCUAUCUGGACAGUUGUUCCCUAGUGUGGUCUGUAGCCCGGCGAUUGGGAGCAAGUUACAGACAAAAUGUCACCGUAAAUUAUUCACAACAUUAUAAGUGGUUGUGAGGACAUGCUUCACGUUAUCAAAGUUGUACAAUAAAAAGGUAAUGUUUGUA
Molecule: messenger RNA, 4899 nt
Organism: Neogale vison (American mink)
Lineage: Eukaryota; Metazoa; Chordata; Mammalia; Carnivora; Mustelidae
Gene: SALL3
Product: spalt like transcription factor 3
Exons: 3
Coding region: 1-4014 (1337 amino acids)
Biological process (GO): regulation of transcription by RNA polymerase II
Cellular component (GO): nucleus
Molecular function (GO): RNA polymerase II cis-regulatory region sequence-specific DNA binding; DNA-binding transcription factor activity, RNA polymerase II-specific
Source: RefSeq, a predicted model, not a curated record